This is a messenger RNA of Cooperia oncophora, 858 nucleotides long. Lineage: Eukaryota; Metazoa; Nematoda; Chromadorea; Rhabditida; Trichostrongylidae. The record is from the annotation of a GenBank genome assembly.
AUGGCUUUCAUGAUUCAGAAACUGUCCAAGAAAGUUCUGGAUUUUGUGAAGACGAAUCAGUUUGAGACCCAACUAUCUACAGAUAUGAUCUCGUCGUUAAUCGCUCAAAUGACCUAUGCCUCACCAAAUUUCUGGCUUCCAUUUGCGGAACACGUAUUGAAGAACUUACGGGAAUUAUUGACCGCCGAAGCAAAGGCAGCCGAAGACCUCGAAACACGAACACAGUGGUUUGUCUCUUUGGCUGGAUCGUUGUUGUCCACUACUAAUGAGAACUACAUUCAUAACAAGGAGAUCUGUUUCGAGAUGAUCGGCUUACUACUAGAUUGCAAAAGUAAAGUCGCUUACAUUAGCGGGUCUAUUGGGCUUUGGUACAUGCUCUAUAUGUUGUCACGGAUUUAUCCAGAAAAUACACGAUAUAUUGCCGAUCGACUCGAAAGGCCACUCAAAGAAUGGGUUCCUAUUCGAAGAAACGUGGUGGAUUUACCUGCUGGAACGUUCACAAAUUUCCAUUUGAGAGUUGUUCACAUACUUGCGAAGCUCAUCAUAAAUGAUUAUUCUGAGGUAAGUGUUGGGAACGUGAGGCGCAGGAGAGUAGGUUUAAGGUAUGGAUUUCAGGUAAGAUAUGAAGCACUGUCGGUGUUCUCGAGUCUUUUCUCUGAGUACGCGAUCGCCAGAGAGACUAUCGUAGACGACAUUCUACCUACACUGACUAAUCCCGACAGCACGAGAGAGCAACUCAAGGGAGCUCUGAGUAUCAUAUCGCAAACAAGCUGGGCAACCUCAAGCACUACAUCAGUGAAAACCAAGGUCUGGAAAGCGAUUAUCGAAAUGAAGGUGAAGUUUUGGCAUUCGUUUUAA